Molecule: messenger RNA, 1144 nt
Organism: Mucor mucedo
Lineage: Eukaryota; Fungi; Mucoromycota; Mucoromycetes; Mucorales; Mucoraceae
Exons: 2
Coding region: 1-1068 (355 amino acids)
Source: RefSeq, a predicted model, not a curated record
AUGGUUGUUAAAAAUGCCUGGAAGUUUUUAAAUCAAAAAAAUGCGAAGUUUUCACGUACGCAUGAAAUCCAAAAACCUGGGAUGAUGGUUCACGUAGAUUUACUAGGAACCUUUUAUAACAUUUUCAAGAAAUACCUUUGUUCACAUAAAAGGGACUUCAAAGGCAACCGAGAAGCAUGUUUGUCAAUUUUACAAGAGAUAUCAUUUCAUUUCAAUAAAAGAAGAUGUAUACUCUAUUUAAAUGGAUUUGAUGUACCUUUGGAUGACUAUGAUGAAACUGCAAAGAAAGAAAUGCGAAAUGAAUUAAAUAAGAAGAAAGUUGUGGACCUAAUCAAGAAAGUAGAAGCCUCUGAUCACAAGGUUGACAUUUUUAAAUUCAGUCAGGCAAAAAAAAUUGAAUGGCUUUUGAAAAAAACUUUUACAAUAACGAACGAAGUGAAACAAGCUUUUUUACAAGUAUCGACAGAACAAGGUUGGAAUACUAUCAUAGCACCUGGAAGAGCAGUGGUAGCUAUAGCAAGAGUGGCAAAUGGAAAAACUGUGGUGGUAUCAAAUAAUUCAGAUUUGUUAUUCUAUUCAGGGGUUGCAUCUGUAAUAACCAUGUACCAUGGAAAGUUUAAAUGUCAUAAUAUAUUAGACAUUCUUGCAUCACUUAAAAUAUCGAGUGCAGCACUAACUGCUUUGGCCAUAAUCUCUGGAAAUGACUACGACAACCAUGUGACAGGCUAUGAAAUAAACAGAAAUUACAAAUGGAUUUUGGGAUCAAAAAAUUACACGCUGGAACUAAGAGGAGCUUUGUUAUCAACAAAAGACUAUGUUGAUGAAUAUAUCUCAUAUCUGAAAUACAUUUGUGUUUUAUCGCCUGCAGAUAGUUAUUUUCUUGACUCUUACAUGAUAUUUGUACUACUGUUUGAAACUUUACAAGAACCAGAUUGUGGAAAUGAGAAUAAUGUUUUUGAAAAUGUGCUUGAAAUAUGGAAGUCAAAAAAUAGAGCAAAACACCCAUCACAAUUAUCAUCCAAUGGAGAACGUAAAUUAAACAUCUCUUUACCGCUAGAAAGGAAUUGACAAUUUGAUAUCCAGACGUCAAUUAUUGUUUUCUUAACUUGAUUUUUGUAUCUCUUCACGAAGUAAUAAACUGCAU